Messenger RNA from Suillus subaureus, 1554 nucleotides. RefSeq lists its product as uncharacterized. Gene Ontology annotation, molecular function: protein binding. The coding region runs from base 1 to 1554 and encodes 517 amino acids. NCBI's taxonomy places the organism in Eukaryota, Fungi, Basidiomycota, Agaricomycetes, Boletales, Suillaceae. The transcript has 6 exons. The record is from RefSeq and is a predicted model, not a curated record.
AUGGGUAAUUAUGACAGGGCUAUCGAAAUUUACUCUGCAGCGAUUGACCUCAAUUUGGCAACUGAUACCAUCUUUGCGAACCGUAGUAAGGCAAGGUCUGGAAAAAUGUUAUGGGACAAUGCACUCCUUGAUGCAGAAAAGGUCAUCGAACUCGACCCCUCAUCUUACUUUGGACAUCAGUUGAAGCAUGCAGCACUCCAUGGCGCACACCAAUAUGAUGAAGCCAUCGAGGCCUUCGAAAUUAUGCUCUCCAAGUUGGAAAAUGCCUCUGACACGCAAACACAAAGCUUGCGCCAACAGUACGUUAGUCCAUCUGAAGCAGAAGGAGCCAUUCAAGAGACCAUCAAAGCUCAACUCGAUGACAUCCCGCAUCAUCUCAUCAACACCUCUACUGGGCUCUUAUGCAAUCACGAGGCACAGAUCAAUACCUUCUCUCUGAAAGGAGCUAAUAAUGUCGAGGUCCAACAAUCGGUGAACUCCAUGUUUAUCUGGUAUCACCACUCAACACUUACCAUCAUCUACCUGUUGGAUGUUCCACCUUUGUCAAAGCCCAGGGCACUCACAAGCAGCGCUUGGAACAUGCGAGGAUGGACAGUUCAAGAGUUUCUGGCCCCAAAUUUUGUCCUAUUUUAUCAGAGGGAUUGGUCGUUAUAUCUUGACAAUCGCUCUCCCAAUCACAAGGAUUCCCUCAUAAUCAUGCAGGAGAUGGCAGAUGUGGUGGGUAUAGAUACACAGGCGCUCAUCACCUUCCGUCCUGGGAUGAGAUUCGCACAGGAGAAACUCCAAUGGGUGUUGGCCUGUGUCACCACGUGUCAGGAAGAUAUUGCAUACUCAUUGUUUGGUAUAUUCGGCAUCAACCUGCCUGCCAUUUAUGGAGAGAAGAAGAAAAGUGCCCUGGACUGGGUAGGACAAUUGUCUGAAUUCAAUAGCUGUCUGCCAGCCAACAUUGCUUCAUACAAAGCUCCACCAUACACCAUGUCAUCUCUGUCCGAAGAUGACAUUCAGGCAUCAAUAUCCUCCCUCCGUCAUGAAGUGGCCGCAGAUGUGGUUCUGAAACUUUACACUCUGCUUGAUAACCUGAGCACGCCUCGUUUCAGGAACUGCAGACUACAUCUGCCUUGCAUCGCAUUUUGUGUCACAGCAGUCAAAUGGAAUCGCGCCCAAGACCAGGAGAUAUAUGAAACUUUCUUGCUAGUUCGUCCAUGGAAUCGUCAUCUCCUUGAGCUUCCUGACUUCAUGGAGCUGUCUGGCUUGGCAGAGCUGCCUGAGAUUGCUGGUGAUAGGGAGAGUGAGGAAGGUUGCUGGUCUGCCCCUGGGUCUCCAUCACAGCAGUCAUCUGGCAGUUUCCUUGAAGCACAAGAGUCAGUUGAUUCAGAGCUGAGCAGUCGAGCGUUGCAAUUGGCUACUCACCUUCGUCAGCCUUUUGGGGCAUUUUUGCUAGCACAGCAGCGCAGCAGAGAAUACAAGAGAAUUGCUUCAGAUCAUGAUAUCUUUGCACAAGUCAAAGACCUUUCUUCUAUUUCAGACAUGGUCAAGACGCUAGAGAUAUCAUAG